Molecule: messenger RNA, 504 nt
Organism: Stylonychia lemnae
Lineage: Eukaryota; Ciliophora; Spirotrichea; Sporadotrichida; Oxytrichidae
Source: the annotation of a GenBank genome assembly
AUGACAUCACAAAAAGAUUCAAUAACUUUGCCUAAAUUAACAGAAGAAGAAGUCCGUAAGAACUUUGCGAAACUUAUUGAGGAUCACUAAACUGAGAAUCAACCUAGCUACGGCAGAUAGUUCUAGCAAUUACUAAAGCUUUAGGAAGUUAGAUUUGAAGAGGGCAUAGUUGGAAAGCUGAUCUUUACUAUCAAUAUUCCAAAAUCAUUAAAGAACAUAUUUAACAUUACUCAUGGAGGUGCAGUCGCUGCUAUCAUUGAUGACUCAACUUGGGCGGCUGUUUAUGCUUUCACUGGGAAGUACAUGUAUUCAAUGAAGCUUAUAAAUGAAUUUAUGUCUGGUGUACCUAUUGAAAAAGACCUUUUGCUUGAAGUAUAAGUCAAUAAAUUUAACAAAAACUUAGCAUUUUCAGAGGCUGUCAUCAGAGAUCCAAAGACAAAAUCACCUCUAGUAAAGGGAGGCAAUGUAAUGGCCAUUCCACCAGAAAAGAAGCACAAAAUUUGA